CUUGGUAGUAUAGUGAGGAACUAGAAUAAAGCGUUAAACGUCAGCGUGCUUGUUUAGGAUAACACACCGGGCGGGUUUGGCUUGAAAGUGCGCGUGCGCGUGCGCCUUCGCCCGUGAAGAUGUGCGCGAGAGACGGCGACCUCCUCGCGCUUGCGCCCGUUCUAUUUGUGUUCGCCUUCGUCACUCGGUCCGCCUUCAGUCAGUCGCAAAGCUCAGCCGGCCGCCCGGCGCGUCUCCAUCGCUGUAUCGAAAUACGAGACCGCCGCGUAGGGCCACGGGCGGCCAAUGCACAAGACAUGGCUGCCCAGCCGCCUCAACGACCACCCCCUAAAAACUUGCUCUUCUGUGGCCCUCCACCAAUUCUACCACAUGUGGUUUUAUUACCUAAUGACGAUGUUCGUGACGUUAGCAACCUCGACAUUGCUACUGACACCUCCGUCGCUCCAACAAAUGAUGCAGAUGCUUUACAUGAAAUAAACAACAUCGGUGUGCCUACUUAUGAAACUGUGUUUGACAAUCAAGUAAAUGAUGUGCUUGAGCCAAAAUGCAGUGCCAAUGACUUUGCAUUCGAUAACUAUUAUUUGCGUAGAACUCGCAGUUUUGAUAUAUCAGAUAUCUGUAAACAAAAUGAAAAUCACAAUAAUGCUUACAGACAUGGACGAUCUGAACCAGAUUUAUCUAAGUAUGGACUAUUUCUAGAAGCUGAAGUAACAAUGGAAUGUGGACCUCUACAUCCUGCUCCGCUUGUGCUCAAUAAUCCAUUUUAUGACGGUUCUUUCGCUUUAGAUCCAACACAUAUAAAUCAACACACUGUGGUUUUACCUGAAAAUUAUUUAGCGUUUGAAGAUUCAUUCGUACCAGCUUGGGAUUAUAAGCCAGAAUUACUUGUAGGUAGUGAUUACAAUACUGAACUGUACUAUGAUGGAGUGCCCUUAUUACCUCCUCAUGAUCCAUGGUCAAAUUAUGGAACUGAACCAUCCGAUUUUGAGUAUUUUGUGCCACACUUUAAUACUUCUAUGGGUGACCAAGAUGGUAUUAAUUAUAUACCUUUGACUGAUUUAGAGUAUGCCAUACCUCAAUAUAUGAAUUUACCGAUGAUAGAACAAGCUAAAAUCGAAACAUUCGCAGAUAACAACUGUCAACCUGAAGAAACUGCCACGCUUGUUACUGAUGUUACAAAUGCGAAAGAAGAAAAUGAUAAUACUAGUAAACAUCCAGAAGUAUGUUUAACAUCAGCGGUCGAAGUAGGUACAAGUAAUUUAGUUAGUGACGAUGAAAAAAAUAGUGUAAUUGACUUUUCUGCUAAUAGAGAAUUAUCUAAUCAAAGUGAUGAAUCAUUAAAUGCGGAUAUAUCUAACGAUAUUACAUCAAGUUUAGCAUUUGUGCCCAGCAGUAAAAGUUCACCUAAGAGACCUCAUAUAGGUGCCGAUGACACUAGUGAUGAUACUUCACCUUGUUCUACAGACUAUCAUGAAGCUUCUGCCUUAGAUUUAGUGCAAAGCCUAGAUGAAUUUUCUUGUUGUGACAGCACUGACUUUUCUCAAAGUAGAGAUGACAUUUCACCUGUAUUGGCAGAUCCCCCAGAAAGUGAUAAAGCACGAUGCGAAAUAGUGAAAAAUAAAACAAAAUUACAGUAUAACGACGGGAUUUCAAGCACUUCUUUAGCGAAAGUACCUUUAAGUCAAUUACCAUCCAUUCCACUUCAAGAUCCACUACCUAUUAAACUACCUCCAAUACCUAAUAGUUUGCCACAUAAUGUAAAUUUAAACAACAAACCGGAGUCACAACCACCGAAAAUAAUUACAAAUAUAGAAAAUAAUUCUACCGAAUAUAAAACUAAAACUCCACCAUCACAAAUAAGUGAAAAUAAUGAAAAUUAUCAAAGUGUUGUGAGUAAUGACACUGAACAUAAAAUAGCAUUAGCGCAUCGUCCUGAACCUCCUGAAGUACCGCCAUCCUGGUUGCCUCCGAGAUCAACGAGUAACCAUUUAUCAACGACGCCACAAAUAUUUAUUCAAAAUACAGAAGAUCAUCCAAAAGAGACGGAAAAGAGUACAAAAUUCUGCCAGGCCCCACCGAUUCCACCGCCAAGAACAAAUCAGCCUACAGCUACAGAACCUCAGCCAUCUUGUUCUUUUGUACCACCACGACCUCCUCCUGCGCAACUCAAACCUGAAAAGCAACCGAAAGAAGUUGAGAGCUCCCGAGCACGCUCCUCCGUCAAGGACGACAAGGACGGACACCUGGUGUACUGGCCCGGAUAUGUCAUGGGAGCGAGAUACAAAAUCAUCGACACGCUCGGUGAGGGCACCUUCGGCAAGGUGGUCGAGGUGAAGGAUUUAGAAAUGGAACACAGAAUGGCUCUGAAGAUAAUCAAGAACGUUGAGAAGUACAGAGAGGCUGCAAAAUUAGAGAUAAACGUUUUAGAAAAAUUAGCAGAAGUAGACCCAGAUUGUAAAAAUUUAUGUGUUAAGAUGCUGGACUGGUUCGAAUACCACGGCCACAUGUGCAUCGCGUUUGAGAUGCUCGGACAAAGUGUAUUCGACUUCCUGAAAGAUAAUAACUACCAGCCGUAUCCCCUGGAGCAGGUGCGGCACAUCUCGUACCAGCUGAUCUACAGCGUACUAUUCCUACACGAGAAUAAGCUCACACACACAGAUCUCAAGCCGGAGAACAUUUUGUUCGUAGAUAGCGACUAUGAAGCAGUCAGUGUAUACAGUAGUUCUAAGAAGACCCAUGACCUACUACGGGUGAAGCGCAGCGACGUGCGACUGAUAGACUUCGGCAGCGCCACCUUCGACCACGAACACCACAGCACCAUCGUCUCCACGCGCCACUAUAGAGCGCCAGAGGUCAUAUUGGAGCUGGGCUGGUCACAACCGUGCGACGUGUGGUCCAUCGGUUGCAUCAUGUUUGAAUUACAUCUAGGCAUCACACUGUUCCAAACGCAUGACAAUAGAGAACACCUCGCCAUGAUGGAGAGGAUAUUAGGACCUAUACCUUACAGAAUGGCACGCAAAACACGGACGAAAUACUUUUACCAUGGCAAAUUAGACUGGGAUGAGAAAUCAUCGGCCGGCAGAUACGUCAGAGAAAACUGCAAACCGCUACUGAGGUACCUACAGAAUAACAGUGAAGAGCACCGGCAACUCUUCGACCUGAUUGCGAGGAUGUUGGAGUACGAACCCUCGCAGCGAAUCACGUUAAGGGACGCGCUUAAACAUCCCUUCUUCAGCAAACUACCCACACACCAGAGGCUCGGGCACCAGUUUUCAAGGCCAUCAUUCCUUAGGUCAGGCCUUUUAUUACACUGUUAGACGCUUUUAUUAAAGCUUUUUUUUUUUAUCCAAACUCAUAUUGCGACAUGAUAUUAUUUUUCUUUUAAUAUGUGUUGUUUAUGUGUUAGUGGUUGAUUGGUUUCGCUUAUAUACGAAGUGUUUAAAUGUUUAUAACAAUAUUUAUGUACGUUUUUGACUUGUAUUAUCUGUAAAUACUAUGAAUUUUAUUGACGUCCAAUUUCGUCCAAACAACGUUGUUAUCGAUGUUAAUAUAUUAUAUGUAACAAAAUAUUAAUUGGUCUCAUUUGGUAUUUACUAUUUACAACGAUUAUCACGUUAUUAUGGCUGUCACCGUAACACAGAAUGUCACUUCGUGUAAAACUAUCGUAUCGUGAUCGAAUAAAAUUUUAGUAAUAGGUACGGUUCGAGAAUCCUAGUGAUUGUUUAUAUAUAUCUCUCGAUAGAAAAAACAAAUCAGUCUUAUACAAUGAUUUUUUUAAAAUUGUUAAUAAUAAAUAUGUUGAAUACCGUUUUAAUAAAAAAUAUGUACUUAAAUAUUUGGGAGAAUAGAACUCAUAGAACAUAUUAUUAUUAAGUAUAUGAUGCAUUGAUACCAUAGCAUAAUAAAAAUAUUAUAAUAAUUUAGAAUUCGUUGUAAUAACGUUAUAAAUCUGAUCUUUUUAUCGUGUGCGUCUGUGUGCAUACUAACUACAUACAGCCACUAACUCACACUCAUAUGUUUCCUGCUCAAUGAUGUAGGAAUUAUAUGGAAAAAUAAUACUUCUAAUUUAUAAUAUAUAAUGUUGCAUCAUAAAUAAAACCGUAUUUAUGUGUAAAUUUUAUAAAGAAAUAUUAACUCCCGCACAAUUUACUAUUAACCUAACAAUUGGAAUAAACGGAUUAGUUCAAAGUAGUAUUAUUAUUAAUUAAUUAAAAGUCAGAACCUAUAAAAUUUAUUAAUUGAAAUUCAUCCUAAUAUUAAAUACCAACUAAUAAAAUUAAUAGUAAUUUAGUAUAAAUGUUAAAAAAGUUAUAUUAUAAGAUUAUAUUAUAUAUCAAUAUAUAGUUUAAUAAAAGUGUUGACCUUUGAAAAUGUUUAAAUUAUUCUGUUUUAAAUAAUAAAACCGGAAUUAAGUUCGGAAUUAUCGAUUAGAACGAGCCGUAUUCAUUCGACGCCCAUAAAAGAUUGAAAUCGCCGUAAUUUUUUUUUUUUAUUGUAUAAAUAUACGUAGUUGUGUUACUUGUAUUAUUUGAUAUUGCGUUCAAAUAAAGUGACGCAAUCCUUGUAUAGAAAUGCAUUUUUGUAAUAGGGAAAUCAAAAAGGAAACACUGUUUUGGCAGUCUUGCACAAUAUAAUGUCAUAAAUAUAUUCAAUUUUUUAAUAGUAUGCGAAUGCAAGUUAUACGUCGUACGUACGUCACUUUAUAUGAAUGUGAUCUGGAUAUGAGUAAUUUAUAUACUUGUGACUAGUUGUAGCCGAUCAUCCGCUGUAAAACCUUGUUCAGAAAGGGUUAUGCCUGGUAGUUAAUCCACGUUCUGUUUCCGUCCCUUUAUUCCGGACAAUGUCUGCUGUGGCUACAUAACUGGAAAGCCUAGUGAGCUGAAUGAGUUCGUUGAAAUAUUAUAUCGACUGAUGUUAGGGAGUCACAGUCACUCUAGUAUAAUCUUGUAUGGUAUUAAUUUUCUUACUUGUUAUUUUUUAUAGUGUUGUAACGAACUGCUUAUUAAGUUUAUUUUUACCAACUUAUAAAAAUGACUUUAUUUUUUACGCAACAUCUUCGGAUAUUGUAAACCGAUUAUGGUCAUGGUGAUCUCAUACUUGUUUUGAUAUAUGAAGUUUAUUUUUAUCAAAAAUAAUUGUUUUGUUCAUCAUGAUUAUUUACACAAAUAACAUUAACCUAUUUUGUGUAUUAAAUGUAAAUAGAUGUAUCUAUAUAUUUACUUUAAGAUAAGAAUAUAAAGACAAGAUGAAUUAUAAACUACUGUACUUGAUAGAUCGUUACGUUAUCGUUGUUAUCACAAUAUCAAAUAGGUCUAUUAAAUGAACUUGAUAAUAAUUAAACAAGGUUCCUUCGUGGGCCGGCGAGUGUUGCGGGCGGCAAAUGUAGUGGCAUUUAUGUGAUAUUAGAACAGUCAGCUUCAUGAAGGUCAAUUU
Messenger RNA from Achroia grisella, 5433 nucleotides. RefSeq names its product dual specificity protein kinase CLK2 (gene Doa). The record is from RefSeq and is a predicted model, not a curated record. Gene Ontology annotation, cellular component: nucleus. Lineage: Eukaryota; Metazoa; Arthropoda; Insecta; Lepidoptera; Pyralidae. Gene Ontology annotation, molecular function: ATP binding; protein kinase activity. The transcript is spliced from 11 exons. Gene Ontology annotation, biological process: protein phosphorylation. Bases 120 to 3317 code for a protein of 1065 amino acids.